GACAACGACGCGAACCUGGCUGUCGGAGUCGCGCGAUCGAUCAGUGGCCUUUCGCGAUUUUUCUUUCGGCUGGCGAGUCCUCGCACGAGGCGUAGACCCGACUAGAACUUUUCGGAGUCGCCAUCGUUUACGGUCCCCCCUCGUGAUUUCUUUCGAUUUAGCCGCGUUAACAGUUUAUUCCGAAACGGAGGGGGCUUGCAGCGGACGGCCGAAGGUUGCAACGAUAUAUCUGCGUGCGAGCGUGAACGUUGAACAUUACGAAACGUUACGAAUCGUCGAAAGUCGAACGCGAAAGAAGCGAGGUUGUUAAAACAAUAACUUGGUUUUAACACAUCGUGAAAAUGGUUAAGGAGACUACGUUUUAUGACGUGUUGGGUGUUAAGCCUGGAUGCACGCAAGAAGAUUUGAAGAAGGCCUAUAGAAAACUUGCUUUGAAAUAUCAUCCUGACAAGAAUCCUAACGAGGGCGAAAGGUUUAAGCAAAUUUCUCAAGCAUAUGAAGUAUUAUCAAAUCCUGAGAAGAAGCGUAUCUAUGAUCAAGGUGGAGAGCAAGCUUUGAAAGAAGGUGGUAUGGGCAACAGUGGUUUCUCAUCUCCUAUGGAUAUCUUUGACAUGUUCUUUGGUGGAGGAUUUGGACGAGGUAGGGGAAGAGGUAGAGAGCGCAAGGGUCAAGAUGUUAUGCAUCAAUUAUCAGUUUCCUUGGAAGAACUUUACAAGGGAACUGUGCGUAAACUUGCUCUGCAAAAGAAUGUCAUCUGUGAGAAAUGUGAAGGUGUUGGUGGAAAGAAGGGUUCUGUUGAACAAUGUACGACGUGUCAUGGCUCUGGCCUGCAAGUACAAAUUCAGCAAUUAGGUCCGGGAAUGUUGCAACACUUACAAACUAUGUGUUCAGACUGUAAAGGUCAGGGUGAACGUAUCAAUCCUCGUGACCGUUGCAAGCAUUGCAAUGGAAGAAAGACCAUUAGAGAUAGGAAAAUCUUGGAGGUCCAUGUCGAUCCAGGCAUGGUAGAUGGCCAAAAGAUUGUUUUCACUGGUGAAGGUGAUCAAGAACCGGAUCUAGAACCUGGUGACAUAGUUAUUCUUCUUGAAGAAAAGGAACACGAAGUAUUCAAGCGUUCAAGAAAUGAUUUGAUCAUGCGGAUGCAACUAGAAUUAGUGGAAGCGUUAUGUGGAUUUCAGAAAGUUAUCCGUACUUUGGAUGGUAGAGAUUUAGUGAUAACUUCAUUCCCUGGCACUGUAACAAAACACGGAGACUUGAAGUGCAUCUUGAACGAGGGCAUGCCGAUUUAUAAGGAUCCGUUUACACACGGUAGGCUCAUAAUACAAUUUAUAGUCAAUUUUCCGAAGAGCAUAGAGCCGUCGGUUAUUCCGACACUGGAGCAAUGUCUACCAGCGAGAGAAGAGGUUAUAAUUCCGGACAAUGCCGAGGAGUGCUUACUCACUGACUUAGAUCCUGAGCAGGAGCAGAGGCGGAGAGAUACAAGACAGGCGUACGAGGAGGACGAGGGGGGUCCAUCGCGCGUACAAUGUGCCACACAUUAAUUUGAUUACAUUAAUCUUGUAAUAAACAUAGCCAUUUCUUUCAUUUCGAACUUUCUGUCCCAUUCGCUCGAUUUCGCGUAUCGCGUUAAAGAAGGAAAUAACAUAGAUGGAUAUAUAGGAAAGCUAUUCAAUACGCAAAAAUGAACUUGAAAUAAUUCAUGUCCGGAUACGCGCAGAACUGUGAAUAUAUUACAGUUAUUGAUUCUUCAAUCAGCUCCUUACGCGAUAAUUAGAUUAGGUUGCAACUGAAUAGAUGGAUUAUCAUCAUUGUAAUGAGAGAUAAAUCUUCAUUAUUAUGUUGAAAGUAGAUAAAAAAUAUAUUUUAAAUUCUGGGGAAACAUCUCAGUGAAGUCCAUCAGUUUUGCUUAAGUAGAGAAUCAUUAAAAGUAUGUACUUAUCAUUACACAGUGGUAAGUAACUUUAUUUAGCGAUCUAACGUAAUAUUUUAUGGUACAAUCCUGAAUUACAAGCUAAUUACUAUAUGCAAUACGUCAUGUAUCUUUUAAACAUCAUUAUUAUUCUUCACUAUUUGACCAGUUAUAUCGCUCCAAUAAUCAGCAACUCAGCAGUGGCUGCUAAAUAAAAUUAGAGUUAAAAUUUAUAUACAUAUAUUUAGUUGAAAUUUGUGAAUUAUCCAUAUAUGCUUCUGGUUCUCCAAAUAUUAAUAACAGCAUUUGAUCACUCCACACAUUUUGAACGGUUUAAAAAUUUUUAUUUUUACAGCUUUUUUAGAACAUAUAAAAGUAAUAUUGAGAUGUGUCAAUCGAUGUGUAAAUGACAAAUUUUUAAAUAUCUAGGUAAAGCUAUGAUAUAACAUCGAUCGUAUCAGAGAUCUUCGAAGGGUAAAACAUUAUUCCAUAUUCAUAGGAUAUUUAAUUUUUUUCCAAUCGUUUUUGUAUACUGGCGUGAGACGAUAAUAACGGAAAUAUACAAUUUUGUUUGCGAAUAAUGCAAAUAAAAUGGAGAAUCAGGUUCCUGUGUGCGUGUGUAUGUGUGGACGAUUGCGCGUAUUCGUAAACAGCUCUGUGCAAUUAUGUUAUUGGAUCUAGCAGCUCUUUUCUUUACAUUAGCUCAUGCUAAGAUUUUAUUGUAUAUCCUUAUAAUAAAAUCGAUGAUUGUAAAAUUAGGAAAUUAUGGAAAUUCAAGAGUAAGGAUCUUUUAUAUAACAAUCAUAUAUUUAUUUCUAUAAAAAUUUAUUCCGUUAUUUUUACCGUAACUCCAUCAACGCGCAUGAACAAAUGUUCUAGACAAUUUUGAAAUCCUAUUGUACUAUAUUAAAGUAAUAUACUUUUGAAACAUACCCCCUACAUUCACAUAAUUUACUGUAUACAUGGUCGUGUACUCGCAGUUACUAUAGUGAAUUUUACUAAAUAGCAACAUAUGUCUCUUGUAAUCUUAUUUAUUAUAGGAAAAAUUGGUGAUUGAUUAGUACUUUUUUUUUGAACAUCUUAAAUAAAUUCGAAACUGUACACUCUAUAAAA
Molecule: messenger RNA, 3022 nt
Organism: Nylanderia fulva
Lineage: Eukaryota; Metazoa; Arthropoda; Insecta; Hymenoptera; Formicidae
Gene: Droj2
Product: DnaJ heat shock protein family (Hsp40) member A4-like
Biological process (GO): response to heat; protein folding
Molecular function (GO): ATP binding; Hsp70 protein binding
Source: RefSeq, a predicted model, not a curated record